Messenger RNA from Erpetoichthys calabaricus (reedfish), 1259 nucleotides. RefSeq names its product aquaporin-4. Lineage: Eukaryota; Metazoa; Chordata; Cladistia; Polypteriformes; Polypteridae. Bases 185 to 1021 code for a protein of 278 amino acids. The transcript has 5 exons. Gene Ontology annotation, molecular function: water channel activity. The record is from RefSeq and is a predicted model, not a curated record. Gene Ontology annotation, biological process: transmembrane transport. Gene Ontology annotation, cellular component: plasma membrane.
AAGGCUUUGGACAGACAUCUGCAGUGAAUGCCAGUCACCUAAACCAAGUCAUCUGCCUUUAUGAGCAGGAGGGGGCACCUAUCGUCAGCGCCACGGCAUCCGGACCCCCUGAAGAUACUUGAGGAGAGUGCAGACUACAGCUGAAUAUCACAGCUUUACAAACUGAAGCACACGACAGGAUAACAUGCCAUUGAAGGAGGAGCUGAAGAGCCGCAGAUUCUGGCGUGCAGUUCUGGCAGAGAUACUAGGCUCACUGAUAUUCGUUUCUGCAGUGUUAGGUUCCUCAAUACCAAAUCAAGCACAGGAUUGCUCGAUUCUUCUGCUACAGCCUGCUCUGGCUGCUGGAUUCACAGCUGUGGGACUUGGCCACUGUUUUGGAGACAUUAGUGGAGCGCAAGUGAAUCCUGCAGUCACCCUGGCUUUUCUUGCCACACGGAAGUUGGACAUUCUGCGAACGGCUUCAUACAUAAUUGGUCAAUGUCUGGGGGCUACAAUGGCAGCUGGUAUCCUCUACCUUACAAUUCCUCUGAAAUCAGCAGCCCGGUGCUAUGUAAACAUGAUAAAUCCUGAAAGCAAUGCAGGCCAAGCUCUGGGAAUGGAGGUCCUUGCUACUUUCCAGCUUGUUUUCACCAUCUUCUCAGUAGAGGACCACAGGCGACGAGAGGUGGGAGAACCAGGAAACCUUGCUAUUGGAUUUUCUUUGAGUGCCGGAAUACUCACUGCGGGCCACAUUUCAGGGGGGAGCAUGAAUCCUGCCCGCUCACUUGGGCCAGCAAUAAUAACAGGCUACUGGGAACACCACUGGGUGUACUGGAUUGGUCCGAUGCUUGGCGCACUAAUGGCUGGUUUUUCACACGAGUUCUUCUUUGCUGCUACAGCCUCUCGUCAGAAACUUAUCAACUGCAUAACAUGUAAAGACAUUGAGAUAAUUGAAACAGGCAGCGUAUCCAGAUCCUCAUUAUCCACAGUUACCCAGUCAGCAAUGCGAGCAAAACAGUCCAAUAAACACGACCAUAGCUAGAUCUGUUUUAGAUGACCAGAGAAACUAAAAAUAUACCGCAAAGCAACUUUCCAACUGUACAGCUAGACAACAAUCUGUUGUUACCAACAGCAGUGAACUACUUAAUUGAAGAAAUAUUGGUGACAGUCACCUGAGAGAACCCACAAAUGAUGUUAAGAAAAACAAAUGGUUAUGUACUUUUCUAAAUGUGGUGAGGCUUAACAGCCUAUAAUUAUGAGGAUAUCAUGUAACAAGUUUA